This is a messenger RNA of Spea bombifrons (plains spadefoot toad), 2077 nucleotides long. RefSeq names its product tRNA methyltransferase 1 (gene TRMT1). The coding region runs from base 98 to 1990 and encodes 630 amino acids. Gene Ontology annotation, molecular function: metal ion binding; RNA binding. The record is from RefSeq and is a predicted model, not a curated record. Gene Ontology annotation, cellular component: nucleus. Gene Ontology annotation, biological process: tRNA N2-guanine methylation. The transcript is spliced from 17 exons. NCBI's taxonomy places the organism in Eukaryota, Metazoa, Chordata, Amphibia, Anura, Pelobatidae.
GAUGGCGGCGCCCUAGUGAGCAUGCCGGGGUAAGACGUGGAUGGCAGGAGUAUAAGUUUGUGAACUGAAUGUUUAUUUCUCCAUAACUAUACACCCGAUGCGAGCAGCUGUUUGUAGGAUCUGCCCUUUUGCUGCCCUUCUUUACAAGCAGAAACAGCAGCUCAUUGGAAGGGGAUUAAGUACCAAAAACAUGGAGGGGGCUGCUGUGACAGAGGGUCCCGGAGAGACGAUUAUCACCGAGGGAAAAGCCAAAGUCAUUUACCCCAGUGCAAACCAAGUAUUCUAUAACCCUGUGCAGGAGUUUAACAGAGACCUGACUUGUGCUGUGGUCACUGAAUUUGCUCGCAUGCAGCUUCAACAAAAAGGCAUUGACAUUGAGGUUCCUGGCGAGAGAAAGGAGCAGAAAGUGGUGGUGAAUUUAUCUGAUGCUGGGGAGGAGACGCCAAGUCCCGUUCCAGAGGUCGAUCCCACCCCUGCCACUCGUCCAGUUGCGCAUGUUGGGGAGUCCUGCCCUGACGGCCUGCGCGUUUUGGAGGGCCUGGCCGCCUCUGGUCUGCGCUCGAUCCGCUUUGCCCGUGAAGUUCCUGGGCUGCAGAGUAUUGUUGCCAAUGACUUCUCAUCAAGUGCCGUUGAACUUAUUAAAAGAAACAUAGAGUUUAAUGAUGUUGGAAACCUGGUUACUGCCAGCUUUAAUGAUGCCAGGUUACUGAUGUGUGCCAAGAGGGACUCGCGCGACCGGUUUGAUGUUAUAGAUCUGGAUCCCUAUGGAAGCCCAUCCAUGUUCCUCGAUGCUGCCGUGCAGAGCAUAAGCGAUGGAGGUCUGCUCUGUGUUACUUGCACGGACAUGGCGGUGAUGGCCGGAAACAGCGGCGAGACCUGUUACAGCAAAUACGGAGCCAUGUCUCUAAAGUCCAGAUUCUGUCAUGAAAUGGCGCUCCGCAUCCUCCUGCACAGCUUGGAUCUCCGCUCGAAUUGCUACCAGCGAUACAUCGUCCCGCUACUCAGCGUCUCUGCCGACUUCUACAUCCGCGUCUUCGUGCGCGUUUUCACGGGGCAAGCGACCGUCAAGCUUUCUGCCAGUAAACAAGCCAUGGUGUAUAACUGUGUGGGAUGCGGCACGUACCAUCUGCAGCGACUGGGGAAGGCAGUCAGCCACGGAAACAAUAUGAAGUUCUCUGCCGGAACCGGCCCUCCGGUGGGGAUGAGCUGCGAGUUCUGCCAACAGAGGCAUCAGAUUGGGGGCCCUCUCUGGGCCGAGCCGCUCCAUGACACAGACUUCGUGCAGCGUGUUAUUUCUGCUGUAGAACGAAAUCCAAAGAGAUUCAAGACUUCGGAGAGAAUUCAGGGAAUGCUGAGCAUGGCGACAGAGGAGCUGAGAGAUGUCCCGUUAUACUACACCUUGGAUAACAUAAGCAGUGUGGUUCGCUGUAGCACCCCUUCACUGCUGCAGUUCCGCUCUGCUCUGCUGCAUGCAGGUUACAGGGUCUCCCUGUCUCACGCUUGUAAGAACGCGGUGAAAACAGAUGCCCCGCCAUCGGUGGUCUGGGAUAUAAUGAGGUGCUGGGAAAAGCAGAACCCUGUGAAGAGGGAAAAACUAUCAGCAACAAGUCCAGCUUUCCAUAUUCUAAGCAAAGAACCCAGCGUCCAGGCGUGUUUCGAUGUGCGAGACGACGCCAAUCCAAAAUCUCGAAAAAUGGGUUUAAAGAGAUUUCAGGAAAAUCCAGAGGCUAACUGGGGCCCCAAAGCAAGAGCUAAAGCAGGGGGACACGUUUCUGCGUCACUGGAGGAAAGGCGAAAACAGCACCAGAACAAGAGGAAGACGCCUGCGGGCUCUGAUAACGGCCAGCUUAAAAACUUCCCCUGCAAGAAGUUCAGACAGGGUUCCUGCGACAUGGGAGACGGCUGCAGAUACUCUCACAGCGAGUGUGAGCAAAGGGCGGAUGCCCAGGACGGCGGUCCUCCGCUACCGGAUGAAGCAGCCCCCCAGUAGCGGCACGGGGGGGAUAGUCUGGCUGCAUCUGUGCUGUUUUAAAGGGACAAGAAGCUCCGGAAUAGUAUAAAUUCUCUAUUGUAAAUA